This is a messenger RNA of Pseudophryne corroboree (corroboree frog), 1074 nucleotides long. Its product is annotated as gap junction delta-2 protein-like. Gene Ontology annotation, biological process: cell-cell signaling. The transcript has a single exon. Lineage: Eukaryota; Metazoa; Chordata; Amphibia; Anura; Myobatrachidae. Gene Ontology annotation, molecular function: gap junction channel activity. The record is from RefSeq and is a predicted model, not a curated record. Gene Ontology annotation, cellular component: connexin complex. The coding region runs from base 1 to 1074 and encodes 357 amino acids.
AUGGGUGACUGGUCAAUUUUGGGACGUCUUUUAACAGAGGUCCAGAAUCAUUCAACUGUUAUUGGAAAAAUAUGGCUAACGAUGCUCCUCAUUUUUCGAAUUCUCCUAGUAACACUGGUGGGAGAUGCUAUGUAUGGAGAUGAACAAUCUAAAUUCACUUGCAAUACCCUUCAGCCAGGUUGCAACAAUGUAUGUUAUGAUAGCUUUGCCCCUGUCUCACAUUUUAGGUUCUGGAUAUUCCAGAUAGUCUUGGUAUCAACACCUUCCAUUUUUUACAUAAUCUAUGUUCUGCACAAAAUUGCUAAAGAUGAGAAGACUGAACUAGAAAGGGCCUACGUCAUGGAACUUCUUCAAAGCAUAUCAAUUGGUGAACAUUUACCUAAGAGUAGAAAAAGCCCGGAUGCAGAUGAACAGGAAGAAGUCAAGGACAUUUCCAGGAAAGGAGAUAUGUUUAAGCCAAAACUCACUACCGAUCCUAGCCGAGGGCCCAUUCCAGUGUUUGAUAAGAUGCACAUUAUAUAUAUUGUUCAUGUGGUUCUCAGGUCAAUUAUGGAGAUGGCAUUCUUAGUCGGUCAAUACUAUCUUUAUGGUUUUGAAGUUCCUCAUCUUUUCCAAUGUCAAAGCUACCCUUGUCCCACCAAAACUGAUUGUUUUGUCUCCAGGGCUACCGAGAAGACAGUCUUCCUUAACUUUAUGUUUGGAGUUGGUCUUGGGUGUUUUAUUCUGAAUAUUGUUGAGUUGCAUUACUUGGGGUGGUUCUAUGUAUUUCGGAUUUUAGCACUUGCCUGUAACAGUUGUUGUGAAUUCAAGAGCAGGAAGAAGAAGAGGCCCAUCGUGCUUUACCCUGAGCAGAAUAAUCUGCUUAUUCAUUUAAAAGACACUAUACAAGAAAGGUUUGUCCUAAAGACAUCAUCAAGUCUUUCCCCGGAGAAAAUAAGCUUCCUGCCUACGACACCAGCAAACACCAUAUCCUUCACAAGUGAAGAUUAUAAUGAUGCUACCUCAAGAAAGAGUCCAGACAUUAAGCAGGGUAACUUAGCUAAAAUAAACAAGAUGAAGAAGUCCUGGCUAUAA